Messenger RNA from Apis cerana (Asiatic honeybee), 4026 nucleotides. RefSeq lists its product as uncharacterized. NCBI's taxonomy places the organism in Eukaryota, Metazoa, Arthropoda, Insecta, Hymenoptera, Apidae. The record is from RefSeq and is a predicted model, not a curated record.
UCUUUAACAUAAAUGUAUUUACUUUUGAAACAAUAUAAUAAUACUUGAAAAAAUUUUUUCUUAAAUUUCUAACGAUAUUAUUUUAAUCAAAAACUGAUUAAUAGUAAUAACUAAUAGUAAUAACUUGAUUAAUAACGUACAAUAUUUUAAUUUUUUAGAUUUUCGAUCAUCGUUAAAAAAACAUCUCUAAUUAUACGCCCACAGAAUAUUGAUAAUAUCAUGAUGCAAUUAAAACGUGUACAAAAUAUUAUACCACCUACGCGUGAUACGUGUCGUGCUUUCUACGUGGAUUAUAUUUAAAGCCAAAAAAAAUGCAUUUUUCUCCCCCUAAUGUCAACACUGAUUAAAUAAAUAUGGUCUUCAAAAUUUUGCAGGAAUUCAACUUGACUAAAGACUUGUGGUUGUGCGGUUAAACAAUUCGAACACGUUUCGGAUAAGAGAAUGACAUUUAAAUGUCGAGUAUUAUACCACUAAUAUUAUUAACAUUAGCACAAUUGUAAGUAGCUUGUUAACAAUCGUACUUUUCUAACUCUAUUAUAGAUAAUUAACAAACAAAAUGCUUUUUUCAUAAUCCAAUCAGAAUCUCAUAAAAAUAAUAGAAUUCGCAACGUUGAUGUAAACUAAUGAUAAAUAAUUUUUAAAGAUUUAUUAUGUUUUAUAAUUUACUAUCAUAAUAUUUUUACUUUAAAGCUUUUCUAUUCAUAUUGAUAACAGCUCAAAUUCUUAUAUUGCAUAAGAAUUCUAAAAAAAAAAAACUAUCAUGCUUAUUAUAAGUUUCAUUGAAAGUUUAAUGCUUCAUUGAAAUUAAAAUUUUUAAAAAGCCAUCCAUAUGAUUAUAUACCAGAAAAAAUUCUUUUAAUGAUGACACGAUAAAGAAACAGUUCUUCGUAAUCCAAAGAAACAAUGUUAAAAACGCUAAUGCGAGAAAAGAACUGUUAUCAUCGUUAAUAACAAUAAAAAAUCCAUAAUCUAGAUAAAGAAAACUAUGAAAAGAAUAAUUUAAGAAGAAAUGAAAGAAUGGAAAAAAGAAGAAGAAAAAGAAGAACAGAAUAACGAAAAGAAAUGAUCUCUCAUCUCUCGAAGGGCGAGAGAAAGAAGAGAGAAAAUCAUCGGAGUGGAUUGUCUGCAGCAUCCGGGUGGGGUGGUUAGUUGGGUGGUACGUCGGUCGAUUUUCGUGCGCUUCGACGCAGAACGGAGAGGGCGUGCUGAUCGUUUGCCCCCUUAUAGUAGUGGAGAGUCGCCGAAAACACCACGAGCUCCGGGGGUGUUGAUUGGUCAGUGCGUAACUGGCAACUGUCGGUACAGUUGUGCAGCUUUCAGUGGGCUGCCAGCGGUCGCCCUGGGCACCACCUGCAUGGAUGGAGCCUACUCGUGUACCCAGGGCCCCUGGUCCACGUCUUGUUUUUCUCGUUGCGACGCUAGCCCUCACUUUCGCAGGUAAUCGGCACAAAUUCAUUGCUUUCGAUGAUCCUCCCAUUUGCUCGACGUCUCGUGUCUUCGUUUAGACGGAUCGUCUAGACCGGCUAUGCAAUAAUCAAAAUCCAUCUUACGUAAUGAAUAAUCGGAUAAGGUGGUUUAUUUCCGUUACGAGCUUCGUAGACGCACGUUGAAUGAUAUAGAAUGUGCUUCUUCCAAUCCUGUGUAUAGACUCAUUCGUUAAACCAUCAGCUGAUCCGAAGAAUCGUGUCACUAAGAUAUUAUGAAGGAUGAUCUAAAUAUUACGAUGUUUCCAUCGUGUUUCCAAUUUGUGUGGGAUAAUUCCAUUAUGUGAAAAAAAUACUGUGACCGAUAAAAAACUUUCAAUAAAUACAUAGAUCUAUGUUUCAUCACAUUAAUUGACCGGCCGACCGGGUUAUUGUGUGGUGCCAUAAUGUCGGAUCACUGGGAAGAAGUUGGCUGGGACAAGGAGGCUCUAACUCAUGCGAAUGUUACACUCACGUGGUAUUUGGAUGGACAAGUAGCAAUGGUAGAAGCAACAUCCGGCCACAGAAAUCAUCAUCCUACAUUUCUCGUACCUAUGUACGGUGGUAUUUGGAUCAUGUGUGUCUCGCUUACUGAAGAGGAAAUACGACUACUAGGUCAGGUAGAUUUUCCGCAAGAGAGGUGCAUUAACUACUUGACGCCCGACGAAGCACACGAGGAGAUUCGUGCCGCUUGGCAAAAUCGAAUGCAGAACUUGAGUAUCUCCUGUUCUCUAGUUUGCUUGAUCAUUUUGGGCACAGCGGUUCUCAUUGGAUUUUUUGGACUUUGCAGACACCAAAUAUCAGCGGUCCUUGUUACCGGUGUGAUGUAUCUUUUAGCAGCCACGUUCGCAUUGUUUACCCUGACGAUUAUUCACUUCAAGAGAGCUCAGGAUCGCGGAGCUCGAAUACUGGAUGGCCCUGAGGAUGGUGUAAUUGGUGGACCGGUUUCUCGUAAUGUUCUCAAGGCCAGACGAUUCACCAGCUCCUGGAGCAUGGAUUUUGGAUGGGGUGGUGUUACGCUUUGCGCCCUCGCCUCGGUAGCGUGGAUCUUGCUCAGCAAAAUAAUGCGUUUCAGCCCCAUAGCCGCUAUGAUAGCGUAGCAGUGGGAGGCCUUCGAGGUCUAAGGUCGUUUCCAACAGUUAUGAAAGAGCGUUUCGAUGUCGUCGCCUCUUCAAACAUGUUCCAAAUCUGUGGAGGGAGAUUGCGUUCGUCCAUAAUGGGAAACAGGUCACCGAGAACGAUUGUGUAGUCUAUUUUGUUCUAAUUGGAAAGUGAAUCAGCUUGAUAGGCAGCUCAAUACCAUGAAUUGUUUUGUAAGCUAUGGAAUUUUCAUUGUGUAAAACAAUCAAUUUGAAUGAAAUUGUUCACACUUUCUAACAUGAGAAAGCUUGGCCUGAAAGUUUAACAUUUGAGAGAUUAAUUAUUUGAAAAUAGGAUACGACAUUGAGACAAAUUUUGAGAGUAUUUUUUCCAGAAACGGUAUCACGAUUGAAAAUGACCACUUCGAAGGCAAUUUGUUUUAUUAACAGGUAACAUGUAUUGCAUAGUGUUUGUCAAAUUUAUGGAACCUAUGUUGAAUCUGUCUGAAAGCAUGGCAAGCUAUGGAAGGGGCCUAAUUUUUGGGGCCUAACCUUCUGUUUUAUACAAUUUAUCUAACAAUCUCUAAUCUUUGAAAGAAAAAAAAAAAAAAGAAAAACAUACAUAGUUGGGUGAAGAACUAUAUGUAGAAGAGGGAUAUAUAAAUUAUAAAAUAAUAUAUCUUUAAAUUUUCAAAACUUUAAAGUUUUGCACAGAUUUAUGUCCCAAUGGAAUAAUUCAAAAAUCCCCCUUUUCAUAUAGACCUUUACGAUAAAAUAAAUUAUUUGCAGGUGCAUGGAUAUAAGAUAAUGUACAGGAGAAAAGUAAGCUUUCUGGACUGAAGAAGUAUUAUUCAAUGAUAACAUAGAACAGAAUACACGUUUACCUCAGUUUUGAUUUGCAGUCAGAUUAGUCAAUUAAUGUACAAGUAAAGAAAACCUUUACCAAUUCUAAUCUAUCUUUUUUAGACAUAAUUUUAAUAUACUUCUUGUAUAUGAUCUUUUUACACAGUUGCAAUAGAUAUAUUUGAGUUUGCGUAACAAUUGAUUUGGAAUAAGAAUAUUUUUCUGCAUUGUAGAACUUGAGACAAUAUUUGUUGACCUCUGCUUAAAAAUUUCAACACAAAUUGUAAUGUAACAUAGAUGCAUAUAGUAUAAUUCGAUCGCCUUAUAAUUAGAAAGAUAAGCAUGUUUGUAAUAUGCAUAGCAUAGCAGUAAACUUGUUCGAGCCAAUACAAGCAACGAUAUGCGUGUUUGCAAGAAGAAUUUAGCUUUUGCUACGACUUGUUACAGCAAAAAAAAGAGGAAUUAUGCCAACAAAAUGUAUCAUAUACAAAGGAUUGUGAAUUACAAUUACAAUUCGUCCAUUAAGAUUUAAGAAAAAUAAAGAUGCUUUGAUUAUGGAAGCAUCUAUUAUAUACCCGGAGACUAAGUUUUGUCUAGUUCAUUGAUAAAAUGAUAUGAAGAAAAAAAAAAAAAAAAAGAAA